Messenger RNA from Laetiporus sulphureus 93-53, 156 nucleotides. RefSeq lists its product as uncharacterized. Lineage: Eukaryota; Fungi; Basidiomycota; Agaricomycetes; Polyporales; Laetiporaceae. The record is from RefSeq and is a predicted model, not a curated record. The transcript has a single exon. The annotation marks the transcript as partial.
CAACGGCCGUUCUCCUGCGACAUGUGCGCCCUGUCCUUCAACAGGCAGCACGAUCUCAAGAGGCACAGAGAUACGCACACCGGCGAAAAGCCAUUCCUCUGCAAUGGCGGCUGUGGCAAGACGUUCACGAGAAAGGACGCACUGAAGAGGCACCAG